Molecule: messenger RNA, 5873 nt
Organism: Cyprinodon variegatus (sheepshead minnow)
Lineage: Eukaryota; Metazoa; Chordata; Actinopteri; Cyprinodontiformes; Cyprinodontidae
Gene: wdr90
Product: WD repeat domain 90
Exons: 43
Coding region: 243-5732 (1829 amino acids)
Cellular component (GO): centriole
Molecular function (GO): protein binding
Source: RefSeq, a predicted model, not a curated record
UGAAGCGGGAAGAAAAAUAAAGACUGAAGUAAGGAAAGUUAAAUGCGGCUCAUAGAAUGUCAGAACUGUAGAAAAGUAUUUUUCAUAACGAAUGGAGUCCGAAACGUUAUAAUUUUAUAAACCAAUUUAGAAAAACAGAAGGAGCUUUUGUCCCGCCGUUUGUUUCGUAAACUGAAUGAAGGUUUGCUAGCAAAAUAACAAAGUGAAGCGUCAACAGGUUGCCUUAUUAACAGCAUCUUUCAAUGGCCUCAGCUGGUUGGCAGCAUCCUUAUGUAAACAUAUUCAAACAUGUUAAAGUUGAGGAAUGGAAGAGGUCUGCUAAAGUUGGGGAUGUCACGUCAUAUAUGGAUAAGACAUUAAAAUGUUCAGUGUUUCGCAUCAAGGGUCCUGUUCCAGCCAACAGCUACAUCCUAGUUCCCAAAAAUCCAAACCACUCUCUGGGGUUGACCGGUCGCUACUUCUACCUUCUCUUUAGGCCCACUCCUGGAAAAUACUUUAUGGUCCACCUUGAUGUUGCUGUACAGGAGGGUCAGUUGGUCCGUAUCUCCUUUUCUAACAUGUUCAAAGAGUUCAAGUCCACGGCCACAUGGCUUCAGUUUCCAUUCGUUUGUGGCGCUGCAAAGGAUUCAGUUUAUGAGAAUACUUCAAGAUCUGCACGGCAUGGUUUACUGGGGCUGGCUCCCACCUCUGUGCGAUGGACCUGUCUGAUGAUGGAUCUGCGCUUCACCCUUUCUGUCUACCUCAAUUGUCACCACAGUCACCUCAAGAGCAUCAAACUUUGUGCCAACAUGGUGGUGAAAAACAUGUUCACUAGUGACCUGCUGCUUGAUCCAGGAAUCACCUUCAAUGAAGCAAAGCAAAGAGGUCUGUCUUCUUCUCAGGGAACAGGUCCAAUUCCCAGAGAGAUGUCAUUCCCAGUUCCUAAAGGAAGCUCCUGGGAUGAUCUUUAUGACCACAUAAAAUUUCCCUCAGAAGGCUCAAAGCUACCAUUUGACUCCAUUCAAAAAGAAGAUCUGAAGCCAAAAUCAAGAACUGCUUCAGGACAAAGAAGCCCAAUAACUGAGGAGGCCCACUUUGCCAAAAUUAGCAGAGCAGUUCAAGACAGAGUCUCCCUCCGCCAGCAGAUCAGGAUCCCAAAACUACUACCAAGAAGUGAAGCAUCGGUGGCAUCCAGCGAGCCUGAGUCGAGUGGAUUUUCCUCUAACCUGAAGGGUAGUUCUCGCUGUGAUAAUGACCUGCUGCAGGAUUCGACCGACUGCUGCUCACACGAUGCCUCAUCCCAGCCACACCGAGUGACGGAUGAUGGUGGGAUUCACGUGUACGUGCAUCCUGAAGAUGCCCUCAGCAUGCAUGGAGAAGAAAGUGAAGACGAGGUGGUUUGCACCACAGGGACGCAUCCUAUAUCUCUACCAUCAUUCAAAGAAAGCAGACACCAGGAGCUGCUUCCCGACCCGAUCUUGAGGCUCAGUCGAAUCAUCGGCUUUGGAGGAGCCACUAGCAGAUGCGCUCUUUGGACCAGAUCUGGGGAGGCUGUGGUGUAUCCGUGUCACGCUAUUAUUGUAUCUAUGAAUAUUUUAUCCAGAGAGCAGAGAUUCUUCAUCGGGCACACUGAUAAGAUCUCUACUCUGGCUUUGAAUGGAAAUACCACACUGCUAGCCUCAGGACAAAAUGGCAACAACAGUGUAGUCCUAAUAUGGGACUACAAUCAAGGACACCGUCUGUCAAUGUUUAGGGCUCAUGCUCAUUCUUUAUGCUCUCUGAGUUUCUCUUUUGGAGGUGGCAUUCUCUGUGGUGUGGGUAAAGACAGACACAAUAAAACGAUGGUGGUGGUGUGGAACACUCUAAAUGUUUCUAGAGGUGGAGACGUGACCAUCUUGGCCAAAGCGCACACAGAUGUGGAUAUUAUUACCAUGAAGGUUGCCUUCUUUGAUGACACAAGGAUGGUCUCCUGUGGUCGUGAAAAUAUCCGUCUGUGGAGAGUUCGGAACGGGACUCUGAGGUCCUGCCCUGUUAACCUCGGCCAUUACCACUCACUGGACUUCACAGAUGUGACCUUUGAGGAGGGGAUCUCCUCUGAUCAGUGUGUUGAUGAUCGAACGCUAUUUGCCUGCACUAAAAGUGGCCAUAUAUUUGAGAUAGACUACAGCAGAGUAGCUGUUAAAAACGUAAGGAAGUUGUUGCCUGCACAGCAGCAGCAUGCAGACGGCAGGGAGAACUGCUCUUUUAACACCGGUUCAGGAAUUGCCAUCAACAGCAUCAGCGUCUCUUCCUCAUUCUGCGCCACCGGCUCCGAAGAUGGCUUCCUGCGGCUCUGGACCCUUGAUUUCUCUGCUAUCCUUUUAGAGGCUGAGCAUGAAGGGCCAGUGAGCGAGGUGUCGAUCUCAUCUGACAGCCUACAGGUGUUGGCAGCCACCACCUCCGGAAACCUGGGUUUUCUUGAUGUGAGCACCCGUGGCUACAACACCCUGAUGAGGUCACACACUGACGCCGUGCUAGGCUUCAGUGUGGAUGGGAUUCGGCGCCAUCUAACAACAGCCUCAGCCGACGGAACGGUGCGGGUGUGGAACAUGGAUUCCUUGCAUCAGUUGUAUGAUUUUGUGUCAGAAGACAAUCCUUGCUCCGUGGCAUUUCAUCCACAUGAGCAGACCUUCUCGUGUGGCUUCAGCUCUGGGAUCGUCAGAGUUUUUGACAUUUCCAGCUCCAAGCUGUUGGCUGAGCAUAAACAGCACCGAGGUGAGGUAAUUGGAUUGGCCUUUUCUGCUGACGGUGAGUUCAUGUACAGCGCUGAUUCGGAGGGAUCUUUGGCUCUUUACAAUGCGAGUGAGGAGGAUCACCUUUUAACCAGAGUGACAUGUAACGUUGUGGCCCGUGGCACUGAACGUGCUCCAGAUGCUCUCUCUGUCAGCGGAGACAGCAGCCGGCUGGCAUUUGUUGGUCCCUCUCAGUAUAUCGUCACCAUUGCUGAUGCUCGAUCACUGGAUGAGCUGCUGCGUGUCGAUGUGAGUAUUUUGGAUGUGGAAAGCCCUCAGUUGGAUUCAGCACUGAAGGUCUGCUUCUCUCCGGCCUCAACUGAACAUUUGCUCGUCACUACGUCUGCAAACAAGAUCCUUUGGCUCAGCUCCAAGACCGGCCGUCUACUCCGACAGGUGUCCAAUGUACAUAAGCAUCUAUGCUCUUCCCUGGCUGUGAGUGAAGACAGCCGCUUCCUCCUGACUUCUGGACACAAUGCUGUGAAAGUUUGGGAUUAUAACAUGACACAUCGUGUUAACUCACAGAUGUUCAUCGGCCACAGUCAGCCUAUUCGCCAGGUCAGCUUCACCCCCGACCAGCUGGGGGUUGUCUCAGUGGGAGAUGCCAUUUUUUUUUGGGACUUCUUGGCAGAUCCUGAUGAAGGUUUAACUGACAGUGGCUCCCUCUUUAAAGCAAGACAAAGCUCAUCUAUGGCAGCAGAAGCGCGGCUGUCCAAUGGGAUGCCUCGGCAGACGGCUCCCCUCCCUUCCUCCCAGCAACAGCUGGAUGUCAGUUCUAUGGACCACGUUAUGCAGAGAGGUUUUGGUUCCCUGCCUGUUUGUGAAGAUGACCCAGCAAAGCCUGUUCAAAGCACUGCUCCAAACCCAAGCUCUGAUUCCAGACCUGCCGUCUCCUUUCUCAAAGUCACUGACUUGGACUCAGACAGCUUUUCUCCCCUGAAUGCAGACUCUACUCAGAAUCAGCUGGAACGCCCAGAUUGCUACAAGCACUUUAUUCCUCGUUUGAGAACCUUUUCUCCAGAUCAGUCUAUUGCAGUUCCUCAACCUCAAGAUGAAGGAAUAAAACUAAAAGCAGUGAUUGGAUACAAUGGCAAUGGUAGAGGCAACAUGGUCUGGAGCCCUGAUCAAGGUUUAUUUGCAUAUUCUUGUGGCUGUGUGGUGGUGGUGGAAUAUCUUCAUUCAGGGACGCAGAAACACCUGCAGGGCCACAGCAAAGAGAUUUCCUGUCUAGCAAUCUCUAACGAUGCCCAGACCAUGGCGUCAGCUGCUGGCGGUAAUGGCAGCACAAGCUCAGUCUUCAUCUGGGAUGUUCAGAGCGGAACUUGCCGUAAAACUCUCUCCUACCAUAAGGGAGCAGUGCAGAGUCUUGCCUUUUCCAGGGAUGACCUUCUCUUCCUCUCUGUAGGAGACUUCUCAGAUCCAGGGUUGGCCCUGUGGAGCACUGAGAACUUCAAGUUGUUAUCUAGUGUAAAAAUGUCUGGACCAAUCCAUGAUGCUGCUUUCAGCCCUUCAACAGCCGGUCAGAUGGCAUGUGUAGGGAGCCGUGGGGUCUACUUCUGCUCCAUCCAAACACACCUAUCAAACACAGACUUGAAGGUCCAUAGGGUGUCUCCACCAUCAGAGGUGGGUGAGGUGGAGCUGACAGCUCUGAGCUACCAUAUGGACAGCUAUCUGUUAACAAGCACAAAUCGAGGACAUGUUUGUGCAUGGGACAUUACCAAACUGUGCUGCUUUAUGAUCUGGAAAGCAGAUGAUGGAGAAAUUGGAGUGCUGCUCUGUCGAGGGAAUCGCUUGCUCACAGGCAGUAACACACACUGGCUGCGGGUAUGGGACAUUAAAGCUGCACAGGGCAUGAGGUCUACAGAAAACAUAUGCAGGAUAAAAAGCGGGACGAAGGUUGUCAUGGAGCAGGAGCUAAUGCUGGACGGGACGAUGGUCAGCGCAGCCUUCGAUAGCUCAGUAGACAUGGGCAUUGUUGGCACCACAGCAGGAACCCUUUGGUACAUCAACUGGUCAGACAACAGCAGCAUCCGUCUGGUCAGCGGGCACAGGUCAAAGGUCAAUGAUGUGGUUUUCAGCUGUGAUGAGAGCCACUUUGCCACCUGCAGCGAGGACGGCAGUGUGAGGGUGUGGUCAACCUCCAGCUAUGAACUGGUGGUGCAGUUCCAGGUGAUCGACCAGGCCUGUGGCUGUCUGUGCUGGAGUCCUUCUUCUGGUGAAGAUGGCGCACAUAUAGCUGCAGGAUACGGCGACGGGACCCUUAGGAUUUUCCGGCUCGCUUCGAAAGAGAUGGAAAUGAAGCUUCAUCCUCAUUAUGUGGCCGUUUCGGCCAUCACUUAUUCUGCCAGUGGUCAUGUGAUCCUUUCAGCGGGGGACGGCCUAGUAGCUGUGAGCAGCCCAACAAGUGGAGCAACAAUUCGUGUCAUCAGGGACCAUAAAGGAGCAACAAUAACCUCAAUCCAAUGUGUCAACGAACAGUGCAAGAAGUUUGGAGUGGAAGGGAAUGAGCUGUUUUUAGCUGCUGGUGCAGACAGACGGGUCAGUGUUUGGGCCACCGACUGGUCGAAGGAGAAGUGUGAUCUGCUGGACUGGCUGACAUUUCCUGCUCCGGCCAACUUUGAGGAUGACAGUUUUCCACCCAGUCUGGCUGCUUUCUACCCAGCAGAUCAUAGCCUGCUGGUCUACACUGGCUAUGCAGUAGAGAAGGAACUCUCCUUUUACAGCCUGACUAAAAAACAGAUCAUUAAAAAGAUUUCCCUGACUCACUGGGCCACGUGCCUUAGCCUGUCUUCUAAGAAUCAUCUCUUAGUCGUUGGAUCUAAAGAGCGAGUGCUGAAGCUGAUCAAGUCAACCAGUGGAAGGUUUCAGGACUUCCUGCAGCACAGCGACUCGGUGCAGACGUGUCAUUUCUCUCCCUCUGGGAUGCUUCUGUUCUCUGCAGCUUAUAAUGAGGUUCUGCUCUGGGAGGUGCCAGGAUUCUGACCACCUCCUCUGGGGUUUUAACAUGUAGCACUGCAGGUUUAUUUAUUUAUUGUGCCGGUUUUAUAAGUUUUACUGUAUUGUUAAAUAGAUUUCUAUAAAUCUAAUCAGAAUUUUGUAUUUAGGGUUUUAAGAAUAAAAUGU